Messenger RNA from Paramacrobiotus metropolitanus, 1954 nucleotides. RefSeq names its product paramyosin, long form-like. The coding region runs from base 474 to 1778 and encodes 434 amino acids. The transcript is spliced from 6 exons. NCBI's taxonomy places the organism in Eukaryota, Metazoa, Tardigrada, Eutardigrada, Parachela, Macrobiotidae. The record is from RefSeq and is a predicted model, not a curated record.
UUCUGCAUAUAACAUUCCAUUUGCUGCCGUUUUAAUAAUAAUAAUUAUUAUUAUAUAGAUAUUCAACGAUAUAAAAGUAAUACUACCGUAUGUACCUACGCUAAUGUAGUACAACAGCACUAACUACACAGUACACCGUUUGCACGGAAAUCAAUCAGCAUUCUGCUGCUGCUGCUGCUGCUGCAAUCAUUUUGUGUGUUUCACUGUUUAGUCACUUUGGUGGAUUUUUCGAUUUUGUCACGUUCUUGAUUAACGAACCUAUUAUAUUAUAAUAUUAGAAAUAUCUUUUGCUGGUUUUUCGUUAUUGCAGGGACAGUAGAGGUGUGCACAGUUCAUUUGUGAGAGGGAUUUGAUGGCUGUGCGCUGAGUCGCUGAUAGUCAUUUGACGUGGAUGGUUCUCCGUUGGGUGCAUUAUUUGUAUGAAGGAAUUGGGAAGUGUAACUGCUUGGCAGUAGCUGUUGGUAGCGAUCUGGAUGGAGUGCCCGCCCGACAAGUGCAGCACGAAGCGGGCAGCAGGGAAUAGCAUGGCCCGGAGCAGCGGGGCCCCGUCCGUCAACCGCGACUACCUGUCAGUGUCGGGCAAGUUCGCCUCGGAGCUGCGCAAGGCCCGCACUCGCAGCCGCGAACUGCACCAGACGGCCCCCAACCCCGGCCACUGUGAUCGCCCCUCCAAAUGCGCCGCCCCUGCCAAGCCCUGCGCCCAGGUGCUCAAGUCCAACCUGCCCGCUUCCUCCGACAACUCCUCCUGCGAGCGCAGCAAGGCCUCCUGCCGCACCCGGAACCUCAGCCCCUGCAGUUCCCGGGGCUGUGCAGCCGCAGCAGCGCCCGCGGCGGGUGACCAGCGGGCGCGCAUGCCAACCGCCCCGGACGCCUGCCGCGGCCAGCUGCAGUCGGCGACGCGCGAUAACUGCGCCAAGGCCAUUGCCAGUACGCUGCGCAAGGCCCGCCACUCCCCGCUGAACGACACCGAGAACUGCGGACUGCCGGGACUGGUCAAGCCGAAGGGCAACAACGCCCUGCAGGAGCUGGAGGACAAGGUGGACUUUCUCAACUGCCAGGCCCAACAGCUGCUGAAGCAGUUGAAGCGCGAGCAGGUUGAGCGCGAACGCAUGGCCGAGCAGUACGACGAGGCGCUGGAGGAGAUCCGGCGACUGCGCGACCGCGAGCGCCACCCCAACGCGGACGCCGAGGCGCGCCUGCGCCGACUGGAGUGCGAGCGCGACGAGGCCACGGCUAAGAUGCGCUCUGCCCAGGUGGACAGCGAGGAGUCCAAGUGCAAGCUGGAUCGCUUGACGGACGACAGCUGUCGCGAACGGCAGCGUCUGCUGGACAAGAUCGCCACGCUGGAGCAGCGCAUGCACGGCCGCGAGGCCGAGCAGGAGGAGUUGUCGCGCCGGCACACGCGCACGCUGGAGACCCUGGCCAAGAUGGAGACGCAGGCGGACGAGCAGAAGACGAAGAUCCUGGUGCUGGAGGAUCAGAAGCAGGAGCUGCUCAAGCAGCUGGACAAUCUGGGGCUGUUCGUGAAGGAUCUGGAGGCCAGCAGCAAGCAGCUGCACGAGCGACUGGACGAGAAGCGCUACGAGGUGCACGCGGCGCGCGAACGGACCACCGAGCUGGAGGAGCUGCUGGGCCGCGUGGACCAACACCUGCUGCAUGAGCGGGAGCGCAGUGUGCAGCUGCAGAACGACGCCUACCAGGCGCAGCUCAGCGGCCAGCAACUCCGCACCGAACUGCGCAACCUCCUCAAGAAGAAGCCCAAGACCGACUGCAAGUGAACUGCUCUUUCUUUCUUGUUACCCUAUUUCCGGUCGUUUUUGUUCCUUUCCAUUGCCUUGCUCAUUCCUUUCACGGAGCCUGUUGUUACGGGGAAAGUGGGCGUCUGUGUGUAAAUAGGGAAUUAAAUGUAAUUGAAAUGGAUUGGCGCAGCGUGGCGGGCUGCAUGGCGGAAAUG